Messenger RNA from Corapipo altera (White-ruffed manakin), 1195 nucleotides. It is a transcript of the gene SWI5, whose product is annotated as SWI5 homologous recombination repair protein. NCBI's taxonomy places the organism in Eukaryota, Metazoa, Chordata, Aves, Passeriformes, Pipridae. Gene Ontology annotation, cellular component: Swi5-Swi2 complex; Swi5-Sfr1 complex. The record is from RefSeq and is a predicted model, not a curated record. Gene Ontology annotation, biological process: double-strand break repair via homologous recombination.
AUGUCCGCCCCGCGCCCGGGCCACCCGGGCCGUGACAGGGGACUACAACUCCCGGCGUGCUCCUCGGCAGCAGGACUACAGUUCCCGGCGUGCCCCGCGGCGCCACCCGCGCCCGUGGGCGGGAGGCGCGAACCCGGAGCCCUCAGCGCGGAGCCCUCAGCGCUGGCCGAGCGGGUCCCGCCGAGCACCGGCCGCAGCCCGCCUCGCCACCCGCCGGCCCUGCCCAGGAGGGCCUCGGGCGGCGGCCGGCGGAGCGGCACGGCCGGGUUCAGGGCGCCGGUCCCAUCUUCAAGCUCCUUCCAACCUAAUGGAGCCAGCGAAGCAGCCCUGAGGUGUGAAAUUGAAGAGCUGAAAAGGAAAGACCUUGCUCUAGACCAGGAAAUUGCACAAUUAUUGUCCGAAGGCUACAGCCUGGAGGAACUGGAGAAGCACAUCUCUCUGCUCCAUGAGUACAAUGAAAUCAAAGAUGCUGGGCAGAUGCUGCUGGGCAAGCUGGCUGUUAUCCGAGGGGUCACUACAAAACAGCUGUACCCUGAAUAUGACCUGGAGCUCAGUGACUAGACCCUGGUGGCUGCCAUGUCCUGCUCAAGUGACUGUCACUGGGCACACGUGUUGGUGUCAUCCUGGUUUGGAACUGGCAGAAGGUGCCCUCUGAAGGAUUUUUAAUUUAAAUGUAGCAUUGCCACAGGUGUGGUUUAACAGGCUUGUUCCUAAGUAAGAAUCUUUGGAACAUGAAAGUUGUUGAAUCUAUCAACUGUUUUCUGCUGUUGGGAAAGGGAUGUAGGACUUGGGUAAUUUCAUCUACUACCUGAUCAACGAGAUUUUUGGUUUUUUAAUUGGUAAGGUUGUAACUCAGGUUGAUGUUGAGACCCUUCCUAUGAAGCUUUUGUUUCCCUGCAACAUCCUGGGGCUGUUGGGUUACUGAGUGGAUAGAGGAAGUGAGGACAUACAAAUGUCCAAUGUAAUAGCUGCUUUGAAAGGAAAACCCUCAGAAGCACGGAGGGAGGGCUGAAGUUGUGGUGGUUUGGGGGUUUUGUUGUAUGGUCAAAUCUGGAGAACUCUGGGUGUUCUGCAUUUUUGUACUUACCUGCUCUGGUAUCUGGAGGUUUCGUAUCAUUUCUGUAGUAAAAUGGCAAAAUGUGAAGUUGUGUUAAUUGUCCAACCUGAAUAAAGCAGCCUUCACAUUUCUCAGUAA